AUGAACAGCAGCAUAGCAGUAUUACUCAGCGUUAUCAUCAUCGUUCUAAUCAUCAUCACCAUCAAACUCCUUCGUCACAUAAUCCGCCGUCACUUUUCCGACACCACCACCGCCACGACAACAUCACCACCAUCAUCAUUAUCAUCACUACCACCACCAUCGCCACAACCACAGAUCAUUCACUCACCAUCACCGCAAAUCCGUACUCACUCGCUCAGGUUUCUAUUUAACAACCAGAUCUCACCAACACCUAAUCCCCAAUCAGAUCAACACAAUCAGGAGCUUAUAAAUUCUCUACCUACUUUCAGAUUUGAAUCAAUCAAAGGAACUCGUCAAUCUUCUUCUUCAAUUUCUUCAUCCGAAACAGCUACGGCGACGGCGACGCUUGAUUGUGCGAUUUGUAUUUCGAGAUUUGAGAAACAAGAUCAAUUGAGGUUGCUUCCGAGUUGUUGUCAUGUAUUUCAUUCUGAUUGUAUUGAUCAGUGGAUUUUGCUGUCGAAUUACAAUUGUCCGAUUUGCAGAUCUGUUGUGAAACUUUCAGUUGACGGUGAAGAUGAUGAUGAUGGAGAAUUGAAGAUGAUUUCGUCGUCUUCGAGGAGUUUCAGGAUUGAGAUUGGAAGUGUGAGUCGGAGUAGUAGAAUCGAGAUUGGAAGUUUCUCUGCUACUGCAAGUGAUUUGCAGAAUCGGUCUUACUCGCUUGGAUCGUUUGAGUAUUGGGUUCAGGAUUUCGAUGCUGAGGUUUUCGUCGAGUUGGAAAGGAUUAAUGAGAAUCGAGCUCAAUCUGAUGAAGUUUCAGUUUCUGUUGGUGGCGCUGGUGGUGGUGAUGUUGAGGAAGCGGCGGAGAUUGUAAUUGAGAAUCCAGUUCGAGCUGAAUCUGAUGAAUCUGCGUCUUAUGCUAGAUCUCUGUCUUAUUCUUUGCAGUUUUCUGAUAGGUUUCAUGGCGGAAAUGGACUGAGGAGUGGUGGUGGAAUGGAUGAAGGCGGCGGCGGCGGUGGUCGAAGGGUUUGGGAUUUGGAGGGAAAUCGAUUCGGGGAAGAAAUUUCUGGAUUCUUUGGUUUUCUCUCGAGGGCAUAA
Molecule: messenger RNA, 1074 nt
Organism: Papaver somniferum (opium poppy)
Lineage: Eukaryota; Viridiplantae; Streptophyta; Magnoliopsida; Ranunculales; Papaveraceae
Product: E3 ubiquitin-protein ligase ATL4-like
Exons: 1
Coding region: 1-1074 (357 amino acids)
Source: RefSeq, a predicted model, not a curated record